AUAACGGUAAUGAUAACGGUAAUGGUAAUGAUAAUGGUAAUGAUAAUGAUAAUGAUAAUGGGACUUCCCCUAUGAAUAACUCACAACAAGCAACAACUAUUCGACUCGUUUUGAAUAAAUGCAAUAGUUCAGAUAUAAUUUCUUAUGAACAUGAACAGAAGAACACGACUCACCAGACAGAAAAUAUGCAAAUGGAUGCUAAUACUAAAAAUAAAGAUUCUGAUCAUGGCUAUGAAAGUAGUGAAACAGCGUCAUAUGAAUAUAGUGAAGAAGAGGAAGAGGAAGAGAAAGAGAAAGAGAAAGAGAAAGAGGAAGGAAAACAAACAAAUAUGAACAGUACUGGUUGUUCAAAAUCUAUAAGUGUGGCCUCACUUCUUAAUGACAAAAAUCCGUUUAUACCAGAUGAAGAAAAUAAGAUGACAAACAGCAAUCCUAGUGAAUCUUUUGAAAGAUAUCUUCAGCAAGAUGAUAAUAAUUUAUCUCAAGCAAUCAGGAACAAUGAAGUGACUCAAAGUUUUGAUAAAGAAUAUUAUAUAAAUGCUUCUAAAGGGUUAUGGGAAAAAGUAGUGCAAUAUUCUACUGAAAAAAAUGUUCCCAUUGUUGAUAUUAACAAAUAUAAUGUUAGUACCUCUUCGCUUCCAAAUGCUGAAGGAUUCUUCAAACAUGUUUUUUUCCUUUCACAUGAUAAACAAAAAGUAGUUCAAACAUUUAGACAUAUGACUAUCUCACAACGAACAACAGAAAUAGUAGGUUUAUUAUGUUUGAAAGGGCUACGACAUAUGGGACAGAUUACGGAAGUACUUCAAGAGAGUCAUGGUGAGAUCAUUGGUCUGUGUAUGGAGCGUUAUGAAAAGACAUUAAAGCAAUAUACACAUGCACAUUCUCAUCAUCGUCUUACUGCUCAUCAAAAAAUGGAUUUAAUUAUUCAAAUGCUUCAGUGUCUUGAAACAAUUCAUAGUAUUGGUUUAGCACACAGAGAUCUUUCGGAAGUCAACUUUAUGGUAAAUGAGACAAAUGAAAAGUUACGUGAUGGAAGUUCAAAAGCAGAGCUUUUCUUGAUAGAUUUUGGUAAAUCUAUCUUUACGGAUGCUAAGAGUUAUCGUCACUGGUGGGUAGAACAACCUCCUGCCGGCGUGAGUGGUCAUGAUUAUGAUGGUGAGAUUGUUCCAAAGACUCGAGCAGAGCUUGAUCAAUGGUGUUGUCGAUUACCAUGGAUAAGAUCAAAACCAGAUCAUGGUUAUAAACUCUAUCGUUCAAUCCAGACAUUACCCAAGAGUCGAAUUGAUACAGAAGAUUUACCUUGGUUAGUAAACCCAAUUGCUGAGGACCUGUAUUCAAUUGGAACGAUCAUUUGGAAGACCUUUGCCGAAACUGAGCCAUGGUAUGGUAUAUUAGAUACCGAUUUAAAAGCUCUUCGUGAAACAGUGGGGCAAGAUUAUCAUAUUGAAAGGGCACUUGAGCGAGAGGUAGCAGGUGAAUUAAGCAGACAAUUAUUAUUGAAGUUCCUAAAGGUCUCACCUGAUCAACGCCAGUCAGCAACAGAGGUGCUUGCUUGGCUUCAAGAUAUAGAAAUUCAAGAUGGUUUAAUACAUGAAUGGGAACAGCAUGCACCAGUUGGUAGACAAAAGCGACAUGCUAAAGCAUUAUUUAGGUUUGAUGAAGAGCAAGCUGCAGAGAAUGAACGUAAAAAGCAAAGGACAUCCACUUUUAUGAAAUAAUUGUCUUGUAUAGUUAAUUUUGUGAAUAUAUACAUACAAAUAUGUAUAUAUCUAUAUAUAUUCAUAAAGAUAGAUGCAUUUGUAAAUAUACAAAUAUACCUUUUGUAGUGUUAUAAAUAAAUAAAAUUCAAGU
Cokeromyces recurvatus is the source of this 1851-nucleotide messenger RNA. Its product is annotated as kinase-like domain-containing protein. Lineage: Eukaryota; Fungi; Mucoromycota; Mucoromycetes; Mucorales; Mucoraceae. The coding region runs from base 72 to 1718 and encodes 548 amino acids. The transcript has 2 exons. The record is from RefSeq and is a predicted model, not a curated record. Gene Ontology annotation, biological process: intracellular signal transduction; protein autophosphorylation; peptidyl-serine phosphorylation. Gene Ontology annotation, molecular function: calcium-dependent protein serine/threonine kinase activity; calcium/calmodulin-dependent protein kinase activity; calmodulin binding. Gene Ontology annotation, cellular component: cytoplasm; nucleus.